Molecule: messenger RNA, 786 nt
Organism: Alternaria triticimaculans
Lineage: Eukaryota; Fungi; Ascomycota; Dothideomycetes; Pleosporales; Pleosporaceae
Exons: 1
Coding region: 1-786 (261 amino acids)
Source: RefSeq, a predicted model, not a curated record
AUGACACCACCAAUCGACCCCCUCCGCCACCGCAUCUUCUCCGAACUAAACCUCCAACUAACGCACCCCUCGAUCCCCAAACCCCUCCUCAACGAAUGCUCAAAACACCUCGCCUUCCUCGUGCGAUACUACGCAAACGACCCGGACUGCAAUCCGCUGAGAGUCAGUGUGCCGAUUGUCGAAGCACCUGUAUGUGUACCUCGUGUGGGUAUGGGAGAGGAAGAGGGGGAUAAAGAGGAGGAUGAAGAGGAGGAGGAUGAAGAGGAUGUAGAGAUAGAAAUGGGGAUAAAGAUCGCGUUAGUAGUUUUCGAAGAGAAAAGAAGGAAAAGCUCCGUACAGACGAGAAUGGAAGGACUGAGGAAGAUGAAGAUGGAGAGAUUGUACGGAGUAGGUAAGGUGUUGGGGGAGGAAGACACCGAAGACGACUUAACACCAACGGUGAAGACGAAGAAUGGUAUCGAGACUGGUGGUCCCGUUAGUAAGAUCGCCAGAUCUCGACAUUGUCCUCCUGUGUCGGCGUCUGGUACUGGUACUUCUGUUUCGUCUACAGCUGCGAAGCCAAGGAUGCGUGUACUGAUUGAGACGACUGGUACGCUGGGGCAUUACAAGUGCUUGGUUGCGAAGCUUUGUGGCAUGGCCGAGCGUGUUGUAGCCGGAUUGUUGGAAGGUGAUGAGGACAUGGUGCGCGCGUGCGAAGAGGUCAAGAAGAAUAAAGGCAAGAAGACGAGUGCGGAUGUGGGGAAGAGACCGGUGUGGGAUGUUGAGGCUUGCGGGGAGUGGUGUUAA